AUGAGCUCUCUUGUCUUCGUCGUGUCCUCGCUGGAGGCCAUCCACGCCUCCAAGGAUGCCCAGCGGAAUAAGCAGCUGGUCGAUCUGACCGACAAGGCCCUCGCCGCCAUCAAGGACGCCCAGGCCCAGUCGCAGCUGCCCGACCCCGACGUCGUCUUCGCCCCGCUGCAGCUGGCCACAAAGACCGGCAGCGCCCAGCUCAUCAACAUCGCCCUCGACUGCAUUGGCAAGCUCAUCUCCUCCUCCUACUUCUCCGCCCCCGCCGGCACCGGCCCGACCCAGGACGAUGGCACCGAGCGCGCCCCCCUGAUCGACCGCGCCAUCGACACCAUCUGCGACUGCUUCCAGGGCGAGACCACCGUCGUCGAUGUCCAGAGACACAUCGUCCAGGCCCUGCUGGCCGCCGUGCUCAAUGACAAGAUUGUCGUCCACGGCGCCGGCCUGCUCAAGGCUGUGCGCCAGGUCUACAAUGUCUUCCUGCUCUCCCGGAGCACCGACACCCAGCAGGCCGCCCAGGGCACCUUGACCCAGAUGGUCGGCAUGGUCUUUGAGCGCGUCAAGGCGAGGCUGCACAUGAAGGAGGCCCGCAUGAACCUCGGCAAGCUGAAGCACAGCUCGAGCAACGUCACCUUUGACGGGCCGGAAUCUACCAACGGCAACAGAGACGCCAACGGCCACCCGGCCGACCCCGAAGCGGACGUAGACGCCGACGGAGAAGCCGACGGCGAUGAAGACGAUGAUGCCACAUCGGCGGCGCCCACGUCCGACGCCACCCCUUCCGAACCCGCCAACGACGACGGGGCCGCCGGCAAGCUCACGUUGAAGGACCUGGAGCACAGGAAGAGCUUCGACGAUUCGAAUCUCGGCGACGGGCCGACCAUGGUCACCCAACUGAAGCCCAAGAAGACGGCGAGGAGUGUUUCCGAGCACACCGUGGGCGAGAGUGUCCAAGAAGACUCCCCCGAGUCGCUGGAUGCCGAGGAUGAGGUCUAUAUACGGGACGCCUACCUGGUCUUCCGCUCCUUCUGCAACCUCUCAACCAAGAUCCUUCCUCCGGACCAAUUAUAUGAUCUGCGCGGUCAGCCGAUGCGCUCCAAGCUCAUCUCCCUCCACCUUAUCCGUACCCUUCUCAACAACCACAUUCACGUCUUUACUUCGCCCCUUUGUACUAUUACCAAUGCCAAGACCAGCGAGUCUACCAAUUUCCUUCAGGCCAUCAAGUAUUACCUGUGUUUGAGUAUCACGAGAAAUGGCGCAAGCUCCGUCGACCGCGUCUUUGACGUCUGCUGCGAGAUUUUCUGGCUCAUGAUGAAGUUCAUGCGGGCCCCUUUCAAGAAAGAAAUCGAGGUCUUUCUCAAUGAGAUCUACCUGGCCUUGUUGGCGCGCCGCAGCGCGCCGCUGAACCAGAAGCUGUACUUUAUUUCCAUCCUGAACCGCCUGUGCAGUGACCCGAGAGGUCUGGUGGAAACUUACCUGAACUACGACUGCGACAGAACUGUCGUCAAUAACCUCUUCCAAACUAUUAUAGAAGAUCUCUCCAAGUUUGCCGUUGCCCCAGUUGCGGUCACCCCUGCCCAGGAGCAGCUAUACGAGGAGAAGAUGGCCAAUCCCAAUCACGGAUCUGAAUGGCAGCUGAAGGGCAUGCUACCUCCACCACUGACUGUUGUACAUAUUGUACCUCCGAGCGAGCCUGAGCCCGAGGUGCCCAAGGAAUACGCUCUGAAGAGGACCGCACUCGAAUCAUUGGUCGACGCGCUCCGGUCUUUGGUCAAUUGGUCCAUGGUUGGCCGUCCGGAUAUGGGCGGCGGCGCUGCCAGUGGUGAUAACAGGGGUUCGACCGACGACAUUCGCGAGUCCAUUGACCCAUCCGUCAGUGACAGUGUAUCUCGCAUGGAGACUCCUCUACCUCCUUCAACGCCGGUGAUGGAGGAUGAUCCGGCUCAGUUGGAGAAGGAAAAGGCCAGGAAGACUGCCAUGUCGAAGUGCAUACGGCUGUUCAACGAAAAGCCGAAGAAGGGCAUCAAGCUCGCGCUGCAAGAAGGGUUCAUCCCUAGCGACAGUCCAGAAGAUAUCGCUAGAUUUCUGCUGUCGCACGAGCAGCUUGACAAGGCCCAAAUCGGCGAAUACUUGGGUGAGGGAGAUGCGAAGAACAUCGAAAUCAUGCACGCAUUCGUUGACACCAUGGACUUUGCCAAACGGCGGUUUGUCGACUCUCUGCGUCAGUUUCUGCAGUCUUUCAGACUUCCCGGUGAGGCCCAGAAGAUCGAUCGUUUCAUGCUCAAGUUUGCGAACCGCUACGUCAUGGGCAAUCCCAAUGCCUUUGCCAACGCUGAUACUGCUUAUGUGCUAUCCUAUUCCGUCAUCUUGCUCAAUACGGAUUUGCACAGUGUCAAGAUGAAAGGCAAGCGUAUGUCCAAGGAAGACUUCAUCAAAAACAACAGAGGCAUCAACGACAACGCUGAUUUGCCGGAUGACUAUCUGACUGGCAUCUAUGACGAGAUCGCCGGCAAUGAGAUUGUCCUGAAGAGUGAACGAGAAGCUGCUGCUGCUGCGGGAGCUCUGCCGUCCGCCACCUCAAGCGGAUUCGCCGCUGGCCUGGGGCAAGCCCUGUCCAACGUUGGGCGCGACUUGCAGCGAGAGGCGUAUGUCCAACAAUCCGAAGAGAUUGCCUUGCGGUCCGAGCAACUCUUCAAGACUCUCUUCAAGAACCAACGGCGGAGUGCUGCAAAGGCCGGCAUCAAAUUCAUUCCGGCUACUUCAUUUAGACAUGUUGGUCCAAUGUUUGACGUGAUCUGGAUGUCCAUUUUCUCCUCGUUGUCAAACCAAAUGCAGAAAGCUCACAACAUUGAGGUUCACCGGUUAUGCCUCGAAGGCAUGAAGCAGGCCAUCAAGAUUGCGUGCCUCUUCGACCUCUCCACACCUCGCGAGGCAUUCAUGACUGCUGUCAAGAAUGCCACCAAUCUCAACAAUCCCCAGGAAAUCCUUGCCAAGAAUGUUGAGGCGCUGAGGGUGAUUCUGGACCUUGGCCAAACAGAGGGCAACUAUUUGAGAGAAUCGUGGAAGGACGUGUUGAUGUGUAUCAGCCAACUGGAUCGUUUGCAGUUAAUAUCUGGAGGCGUCGACGAGGGAGCAGUCCCCGACGUAUCCAAGGCCCGCUUUAUGCCACCCCAGAGGACCGACUCGCAGGACCCGAAGAAAUCGGCUGCAUCAUCCCGACGACGCAACCGAUCAAACGCAGGCAACAGGGGCUUUUCCGUUGAGAUUGCCCUGGAAAGCAGAUCCGAUGAAGUCAUCAAGGGUGUGGACCGGAUUUUCAGCAACACUGCCCGCCUGAACGGAGAAUCCAUUGUGCAUUUCGCCAAGGCCUUGACCGAGGUCAGUUGGGACGAGAUCAAGGUCUCAGGAUCCAACGAGUCUCCCCGGACAUACAGCUUGCAAAAGAUCGUGGAAAUCAGCUACUACAACAUGACCCGUGUACGUUUCGAGUGGACCAACAUCUGGGCCGUGCUGGGAGACCACUUCAACAAGGUCGGUUGCCACAACAACACCGCCAUUGUGUACUUUGCUCUAGAUUCCUUACGACAAUUAUCUAUGCGCUUCAUGGAGAUCGAGGAAUUGCCCGGUUUCAAGUUUCAAAAGGACUUCUUGAAACCCUUCGAGCAUGUCAUCGCAAACUCCAACAACCUCACCGUCAAGGAUAUGGCACUUCGGUGUCUGAUUCAGAUGAUCCAGGCGCGGGGUGAAAACAUUCGGUCUGGUUGGAGAACCAUGUUUGGCGUCUUCACGGUUGCGGCCCGUGAUCCGCAUGAGUCCAUUGUGGCUUUGGCUUACGAGAACGUGACCCUUAUAUUCAGGACGCGGUUUGGCGUGGUGAUUUCGCAAGGUGCAUUCACAGAUCUGAUUGUGUGCCUCACCGAGUUCUCGAAAAACAUCAAAUUCCAGAAGAAGAGCUUGCAGGCAAUGGAGACUUUGAAAUCCAUUAUUCCUCGCAUGCUGAAGACGCCUGAGUGCCCGCUGUCGGAGAAGUACAACCAAGCAGGGUCAGCAAACGCCAAUGCACUGAAAUCACCAGACGUGCUCAAUAGGAAACAGAGCGGAACGUCGGUGGAAGAAGGCUUCUGGUUCCCUAUCCUGUUUGCCUUCCACGAUGUCUUGAUGACUGGCGAAGACCUCGAAGUGCGUUCAAAUGCAUUGAACUACUUCUUUGAGGCUCUUCUAAAGUAUGGCGGCGACUUCCCUCCUGACUUCUGGGAUAUCCUUUGGCGACAACAGCUCUAUCCCAUCUUCAUGGUUCUCAGAUCACGUCCGGAAUUGUCGAAUGCUCUGAACACGGAGGAACUGUCCGUAUGGCUGUCGACAACCAUGAUACAGGCUUUGCGUAACAUGAUUGUAUUGUUCACGCAUUAUUUCGACUCGCUGGAGUACAUGCUUGAUCGCUUCCUCGAAUUGCUGGCCCUUUGUAUCUGUCAAGAAAAUGACACUAUCGCAAGGAUCGGUAGCAACUGUCUGCAGCAACUGAUCCUGCAAAACGUGACCAAGUUUGACGGGGAGCAUUGGUCCAAGAUAGUCGGUGCCUUUUGCGAGCUGUUCGAGAGAACUACUGCCUACCAACUCUUUUCGGCCACAACUAUCAACGCCCCGACCUUGUCCCCUCCACCGAACGGUUUGGGUUUCGAGGUGCCGCUCACUCCAACGGAGGCAACGGCGGAUGAGAAGUCGCUCAAGAUGAACGGCGCCGAAAAGAACGGUCUCCAGUCUGACGCGGAAUCCAUACCGCCAACGCCCGUCCAGGACGACGAAUCGCUUCGCACACCGACUGCCGCUUCGAGUGGGACUGCACCGCUCGAGGACUACAAGCCAUCCUCCACUUUACAGCAGCAGCCCGUCGUCGUGACAGCUGCCCGCCGGCGCUUCUUCAACCGCAUCAUUUCACGCUGUGUUCUUCAGCUCCUGAUGAUUGAGACGGUCAAUGAGCUCUUUUCCAAUAAUGAUGUCUACGCGCAGAUCCCAUCAAUGGAGCUUUUGAGACUCAUGGCGUUGCUCAAGAAGUCGUUCCUGUUCGCACGCCGUUUCAACAAUGACAAGGAGCUCCGCAUGCGUCUCUGGCGCGAAGGUUUCAUGAAACAGCCACCGAACCUGCUGAAGCAGGAAAGCGGUGCCGCCGCGACCUACAUCCAGAUCCUCUUCCGUAUGUUCGCCGACACAUCACCGUCAAGGGCGGAGAGCCGGCCCGAGGUGGAGAAGGCUCUCCUCCCACUGUGCAAGGACGUCAUCAAGGGCUACAUUGCCCUGGAAGAGGAUUCUCAGCAGCGUAACAUUGUGGCUUGGAGACCCGUGGUUGUCGACGUGCUCGAGGGCUACUCGACCUGGCCAGAGAAGGAGUUCGAGGAGCACGUCCAUGCAUUCUACCCGCUCGUCGUCGAACUCCUCGCUAAGGAGGUCAGCGCCGAUCUGCGGGCCGCGCUGCUCGCCGUCCUCAGGAGAGUCGGCGAGGUCGCACUAGGCAUCGAGAACAUGACCUUCGGUGGCAGCAACGGCCGCAGGGAGAGUAUUGUCAGCGUGGCGACGGAGACCGGGCUCGGCGGCCAGGGUGAGGAGGAAGGCGAGGUCGGCACGAGAACCAUGAGAGGCGAUGCCUAG
Neoarthrinium moseri is the source of this 5640-nucleotide messenger RNA. RefSeq lists its product as uncharacterized. Gene Ontology annotation, molecular function: guanyl-nucleotide exchange factor activity. Gene Ontology annotation, biological process: regulation of ARF protein signal transduction. The transcript is spliced from 2 exons. The record is from RefSeq and is a predicted model, not a curated record. NCBI's taxonomy places the organism in Eukaryota, Fungi, Ascomycota, Sordariomycetes, Amphisphaeriales, Apiosporaceae. The coding region runs from base 1 to 5640 and encodes 1879 amino acids.